This is a messenger RNA of Setaria italica (foxtail millet), 1204 nucleotides long. RefSeq names its product vegetative cell wall protein gp1. NCBI's taxonomy places the organism in Eukaryota, Viridiplantae, Streptophyta, Magnoliopsida, Poales, Poaceae. The transcript has a single exon. The record is from RefSeq and is a predicted model, not a curated record. The coding region runs from base 43 to 957 and encodes 304 amino acids.
GCAACCACACAGAGAGCUACGAUUCCAGUGGCAGCUAGCGCGAUGAGGUCCGCUCUCCUCUUGGCCCUAGUCCUCACACUUGCUGCAAGUGUUCCUGACCUUGCCUGUGGCAGGGUGAUCGACCCAAAGCCACGGCCCAAACCAACACCACAGCCCGAACCACAACCUGAUCCAAAGCCAGAUCCCAAACCAACACCACAACCAGACCCAAAGCCAGAUCCCAAACCAACACCACAACCCAACCCAAAGCCACAACCGCAGCCUGAUCCAAACCCGGCACCACAGCCCGACCCAAAGCCCCAACCGCAGCCUGAUCCAAACCCAACACCACAACCUGACCCAAACCCCCAACCGCAGCCCGAUCCAAAGCCCCAACCGCAGCCUGAUCCAAACCUCACACCACGACCUGACCCAAAGCCCCAACCGCAGCCUGACCUGAAGCCGCAACCGCAGCCUGAUCCAAACCCUGCGCCACAACCUGACAAGAAACCGGAACCCAAACCAACACCACAGCCUGACCCAAAGCCCCAACCGCAGCCCGAUCCAAACCCCACGCCACAACCUGACCCGAAGCCGGAACCCAAACCAACACCACAGCCUGAUCCAAAGCCAGAACCGCAACCGGAUCCGAAUAACCCCGCUCCACAACCUGACCUAAAGCCCGAACCCCAACCGGGACCGUCAAAGCUAGAGCUUGAGCUGAACCCCAAAUCUUCACUUGAAGAAAAAUCAAAGCCAAGGGCAUCCACGCCAGUUCCCCGCCCAGAUCCUAAACCCACACCGAAGCCCAAACCCAAGCCUGAGCCAAGCCCGAAACCUACACCUGAGCCUGAGCCGAAACCCCAACCUCAACCAUCCAAGCCAGAUCCCCAGCCAGGCCCCAAACCGACACCAUCAAAGCCGGAGCCACCGUCCCUCUCGUCACCCAUUGGCACAGGCACCAUGGGAGGGAACUGAGAGAAUGUGACCGACCAACGCGCAUGCAACCCAUGCAUCUAUCUAGCUCUUGGCUAUGACCAAGCAAUAGUAUUUGUGUAAGAGUGAGCUAUGUACAUGUAGCACUACUGUUUUGUGUGGACGUAUAUGUGUAUCAACGUUUUCCGGUGCGUGUUUCCAUCAUCAGCAUGCAUUCACGUGCUUAUGCUGUACUAUGUUUUUGUAUCAUCAAUGAAUAAAAGAAACAAGUCUUAUGUGUGUUGUUGUA